This is a messenger RNA of Thalassophryne amazonica, 2130 nucleotides long. It is a transcript of the gene kpna7, whose product is annotated as karyopherin alpha 7 (importin alpha 8). The transcript is spliced from 12 exons. Gene Ontology annotation, biological process: NLS-bearing protein import into nucleus. The record is from RefSeq and is a predicted model, not a curated record. Gene Ontology annotation, cellular component: cytoplasm; nucleus. NCBI's taxonomy places the organism in Eukaryota, Metazoa, Chordata, Actinopteri, Batrachoidiformes, Batrachoididae. Gene Ontology annotation, molecular function: protein binding; nuclear import signal receptor activity. Bases 1 to 1539 code for a protein of 512 amino acids.
AUGCCCACCAAUAGUCGGUUCUCGAAGUUCAAAAAUAACAACAAAGACCCUUCGAAAUUGAGGGAGAAAAGGAUCUCCGAGUUCGUGAGUCUGCGCAAAGCUCACCAAGCCGAGGCCUUCAUGAAGCGGAGGACUGUGACGCUUUCUUCUCUCCCAGAUGAAGAGGAACUUUCUGCUGACGAAAAGGUACCUUGCUUGUCUAUUGAUGACAUCAUUAAAUGUGUAACCAGCGACUGUAGGGAGGCACAGACUCGAGGCUGUCGUGCGGCCAGGAAGCUGCUGUCUCAAGCGCAGAGGCCUCCUCUGAAGGAAAUCAUAGAUGCUGGUCUACUGGCCUACUUUGUGACCUUCCUGGGUAUGGAUGAUGAGCCCACCCUACAGUUUGAAGCAGCCUGGGCCCUCACCAACAUUGCCUCAGGAACCUCAUGGCACACACAGCAGGUGGUGGAACAUGGAGCUGUACCAGUUUUCAUCUCUCUGUUGGCAUCACCAUUGUUGCACAUCAGUGAACAGGCAGUGUGGGCGCUUGGAAACAUUGCAGGUGAUGGCCCGGCUUAUCGAGAUGUCCUCAUCAGCUGUGAUGUCAUUCCAGCCUUACUGGCACGCAUCUCCCCAGAAACACCACUUGGCUACCUGCGUAACCUAACAUGGACUUUGUCCAACUUGUGCCGGUAUAAAAACCCAUCACCUCCUCUGUCUGCUGUGUACCAGGUGCUUCCUAGUCUGACUCAACUCCUCUAUCACAAUGAUAAGGAAAUCUUGUCUGACGCAUGCUGGGCCAUAUCCUACCUAACAGAUGGCGACAACGAUCGCAUUGAUGUAAUCAUGAAAACUGGCAUCGUCCCUCAGCUGGUGCUGCUAAUGAGCCACAAGGAGCUCAUCGUCAUGAUUCCAGCUCUGCGCGCCAUUGGGAACAUAGUGAGCGGUUCAGAUCUGCAGACCCAGAUGGUGAUCGACGCUGGCGUUCUGAAUAUCUUGCCUCAGCUGAUGAGACACCCCAAAGCCAGUGUGCAGAAAGAGGCAGUGUGGGCUCUGUCCAACAUCGCGGCUGGACCCUGUAAACAAAUCCAACAGCUAAUCACCUGCGGCCUGGUUCCUCCUCUGGUAGAACUGCUCAGAAAGGGGGACUUCAAGACUCAGAGGGAGGCUGUGUGGGCAGUCACAAACUUCACCAGUGGGGGCACUGUGGAGCAGGUAGUCCAACUUGUGCAGAGUGGUGCGCUGGAAGCAAUUAUCAACCUCCUGCAUAUCAAAGAUGCAAAACUAAUUAUGGUGAUACUGGAUGCAAUCAACAACAUCUUCAUGGCUGCAGGAAAGGUCGGUGAGACGGCAAAACUUGCCUUGUUGGUUGAAGAACUGGGAGGACUGGAUCACAUUGAGAUGCUGCAAGCUCAUCAAAAUGAGAGCAUCUGCCAGGCUGCACGUCACCUGUUAGAAAAAUACUUCAGUGAAGAUGAAAUUGAGAGAUUGAAGGUGGACACUACAGAGGACAAUCUUAUAUUCCACAGCACUGAUGUUGACAGAACAUUUGAGUUUUAAACUUGUGCAUAUGUUUUAAUGUAAGCAAAUGUUAUAAAUGUUUUCAUUGUUGAAAUAAAGCUAAUAUCUCAAACAUUUAUUCUUGCUGGAUGAAUUAAUAGUCUGAAGGCUUCAUACAGAACAAAUUUAAUGCAGCACGUGUACUCGAGGGGUGUUAACACUUGAGAAGAAUAUAGUGUGCCUGUUUAAAAUAUCUCAUUACUACCAUGAGGUUUGGGGAAAAACAGACUAGAGUCUGAUUACACUCUGAGCUUUGGCUCCAAAAUGAAUAAGAUCUCAGGAACAUGUGAAACUAGUUCCAGUUGUGGUGGACACCAAUGUGGAUUAGUCUUGUAUUAAGUGUUUAAAUACACAUAUGCAAAACCAAGGGACACCUCUCUCCUCAUACAGUGCAUUUGGAAAGUCUUCACAACUGUAGCCUUAUUCCAAAAUGUAGUAAAUUAUUUCUCUAACUGUAUUCACAACCAUGCCUCAAUACUUUAAUGCACCUUUGGUAGCAAUUACAUCCUUAAGUCAUCUUGAAUAUGAUGCCACAAGCUUGGUGCACCUAUCUUUAGGCAGUUUUGUCCAUUCCUCUUUGCAGCACAUCUC